Messenger RNA from Anopheles coluzzii, 785 nucleotides. RefSeq lists its product as uncharacterized. The coding region runs from base 133 to 777 and encodes 214 amino acids. The transcript has a single exon. NCBI's taxonomy places the organism in Eukaryota, Metazoa, Arthropoda, Insecta, Diptera, Culicidae. The record is from RefSeq and is a predicted model, not a curated record.
UCCAAUUAAUUAAUUACCGCUUAAGCCGGACAUUGUCAAUAAAGGUUUUGUUUACAGUGAAAAAACAUUUCGGGGAAAGCUGCUGUUGGGGUUGAAGAUUCUAUUGAGAGUUUGCAUAGCGCCGUCAGUGAAAUGUUGACUUCUAACGAGGACGCACUAAAGGCCUUCGAGUGCUUUACUUUGGUGGUAAAGUGUCUUGGAUUGUAUCCACCGGUGACAUGUAGUAGGAAACGAACAUUACUGGGCUACAAGUUGUGUAAUUUGUUGGCCAUAGCGUUCUCGGCCACUUUCUACGGAUUUCUGCUACUGUUUCAUUCUCUCGAUUUGGAAACGAUCAAGCUCGGUUCGGGAUCACUCAUAACGUCACGAAUGCACGAUGUUUACUUCGUGUCGCGCUACUUGACGGUGCUGGCCGUUCUAUUGCAUUCUUACAUCAACCAGAAUAGUGUGGAUCAAUUGUUCGGCUCUCUUAACGAAGUGUCAAGUGCAUUAGUAACUCUCAACACAAAUCAUGCUUCCGAGGGCUCGAUUGGUUACUUUGGAACGCAAAGGUUUGCACGGCAUCUGCGCUGGCUCAUGCUGGUGUAUCCACUCAUGUUUGUGUCAAUGACGGGCUUCGUAGAACGCUGGUUACCGCGUUUUGGAGUACAGGUGCAUGCGUUCAAUCUAGUCCGGUUUCUGUACUUUUACUCGUACGUUCAUCUCUGGGCUCAGGCGAUUUUGACACUGUUUUUGGUACUAUCACGAUAUAUUGCCCUAAACAAUUUGUUCAGGUAAGAUAUAGA